AUGGCUAGAUUUAAAACAUGUUAUGGAGCAUUACAUGCCAAAGUUGAAGGUGCGAAGGUCUUAUGGGAAUUAUCUGAACUAAGUUGGGUGAAGGUGAAUACUGAUGGGGCAUCAAGGGGAAAUCCAGGAAGGAGUUCUUUUGGUUUUGUGUUGAGAGAUAAAUACGGUGAUAUCCUGCAUGCACAAGUAAAGGAAAUCCAUGAAGGGACAAACACUAAAGCUGAAGUUAUGGCUAUGCUAGAAGCACUGAAUUUUUUGAAAACCCCAGUUUUACAACUACUCGAAUCUGUUCAGAUCUUUGUAGAUCUGAAAGGGUUCGAGUAUUAUCUGUCACUUUCUCUUGAAGAUCUCCAAUUCUGGCUAACUAUUUCGACUCCAUUCGCUUUCUUCUGA
Molecule: messenger RNA, 393 nt
Organism: Nicotiana tabacum (common tobacco)
Lineage: Eukaryota; Viridiplantae; Streptophyta; Magnoliopsida; Solanales; Solanaceae
Source: RefSeq, a predicted model, not a curated record